This is a messenger RNA of Rhizopus microsporus ATCC 52813, 327 nucleotides long. RefSeq lists its product as uncharacterized. The record is from RefSeq and is a predicted model, not a curated record. Bases 1 to 327 code for a protein of 108 amino acids. The transcript has 3 exons. NCBI's taxonomy places the organism in Eukaryota, Fungi, Mucoromycota, Mucoromycetes, Mucorales, Rhizopodaceae. Gene Ontology annotation, biological process: mitochondrial respiratory chain complex IV assembly. Gene Ontology annotation, cellular component: mitochondrial inner membrane.
AUGGUGAAAUUCGAAAAUAAGCCUUAUGGACAAACAAGCGCAUUUGAUGCAUUGGCUACACAAGCAAGGAAGAGACCCUUUCUUUAUUUCGGCUUACCAUUUUUGACCAUUAUGGUAGCUGGUUCCUUUGGCCUGUCUCAAUUGACCCAAACAAAGUUUGAUCACAGAGAUCGAAAGCAUCGAAAGGUAGAGAAAGAGGAAGCAUUAGGUAUGGAUAAAAACAGACGUACAUUGAGUUUACAAGAAGAAUAUUUUCGACUACAAUCCAAAACUGAUGAUGAAUGGGAACAAGUUAGAAUCACUCGACCUUCAGAAUAUAAAAAAUAG